Megalops cyprinoides (Indo-Pacific tarpon) is the source of this 669-nucleotide messenger RNA. RefSeq lists its product as uncharacterized. Bases 40 to 420 code for a protein of 126 amino acids. Gene Ontology annotation, biological process: mitochondrial electron transport, cytochrome c to oxygen. The record is from RefSeq and is a predicted model, not a curated record. The transcript has 4 exons. Lineage: Eukaryota; Metazoa; Chordata; Actinopteri; Elopiformes; Megalopidae. Gene Ontology annotation, cellular component: mitochondrial envelope.
GACGCCAUCCUCACUAUAAUCUCUCGGCGGAAGGGAAGUAUGGCUGCAAGGUUACUGCUCAGGACGGCCGUCCGCGCCGCCGUCACCCACCGGGCUGCCCCGGUCCCCGCUCUCACCCGCGGCAUGUCGGCUGGAGGUAUUCCCACCGACGAGGAGCAAGCCACCGGUAUGGAGAAGAUCGUCAUGCGGGCCAUGAAAGAGGGCAGUGACCCCUACAACAUGAUGAAACCCAAGGAGUACGCCGGGUCCAAACAGGACCCGCACCUCGUCCCCUCCAUCACCAACAAGAGGAUCGUGGGCUGCAUCUGUGAGGAGGAUAACACGUCAGUGGUGUGGUUUUGGCUCCAUGAAGGCGAGCCCCAGCGAUGCCCCUCCUGUGGUGCCCAUUACAAGCUGGUGCCCCAUGAGCUGCCCCACUGAGCCCCUCGCGCACACACACACACACUCGGGGUCACACACACACUCCCCAUUCCUCUGACUCACUCUGUUACCUCAUUGACCUGUCUUUGCUUACAUUGUUACAACAUAAAACAUAAGGGUCACAAUCCUCAUGGUUUGGGACACAAUACUUAAGCAAUUCCAUUUUUUGCAGUUUACAUUUACUCUCAUGUACUGUAUACAUUACAUUUGGUCCAGUAAAUCUUGUCCAGUAAUACUCCUAUUAAUAAA